AGCAUCUAAGGGAGAAGAGGAAUGGAAGCCUCAAGCUUGGGGGAGGAGGGUGUGGGGCAGGAUCAGGACCCUGCAUAGACUGGCUGGCAGAAGAACCUGGUCCGUGUCCGUGAAGCCACGUUGGGGGGUGACCAUGGGAGCAUCAAGCUGCUCUAAACUCCUGGUUUAAGCCAAAGCACCACAUCCCUCCACAUGUAGCCUCCUUCCGCCCUUCUCUCAGCGUGAUUCCCCUGUCGACGGGGACUUCAUCUGCUCCCAUGUCUCCUCUCCUUAUGCCCGGGCUUCCCAUCCAGCCCAAGGGCUCUGCUCCUGUCCCCCUGACCCACGCUCCACUCCCCUAGGUGCCGUUCGAGAGCACCGAUAACCAAGGCAUCGUCUACACCUGGGUGGGCCGGGCCGCUGACCCCGAGGAGGCCAAGCUAGCCGAGGAAAUCAUGAACCACAUGUUCGACGACUCGUACAGCAAGCAGGUGAUAAACGAAGGGGAGGAGCCGGAGAACUUCUUCUGGGUUGGCAUCGGGGGCCAGAAGGCCUACGACGAAGACGCCGACUACAUGAAGUACUCACGGCUGUUCAGGUGCUCCAACGAGAAGGGCUAUUUCUCCGUGUCGGAGAAGUGCUCCGAUUUCUGCCAGGAUGACCUGGCGGACGACGACAUCAUGCUGCUGGACAACGGCCGGGAGGUGAGUUCCCAGGGCCUGGCGCCCCCGGUGCAGAGUGGGCUGUAGCCACAUGAUUGUCCU
Molecule: messenger RNA, 743 nt
Organism: Chrysemys picta bellii (western painted turtle)
Lineage: Eukaryota; Metazoa; Chordata; Testudines; Emydidae
Source: RefSeq, a predicted model, not a curated record